This is a messenger RNA of Zingiber officinale, 5100 nucleotides long. Its product is annotated as disease resistance protein RPM1-like. Gene Ontology annotation, molecular function: zinc ion binding; nucleic acid binding; ADP binding. Gene Ontology annotation, biological process: defense response to other organism. The transcript has 5 exons. Bases 68 to 4969 code for a protein of 1633 amino acids. NCBI's taxonomy places the organism in Eukaryota, Viridiplantae, Streptophyta, Magnoliopsida, Zingiberales, Zingiberaceae. The record is from RefSeq and is a predicted model, not a curated record.
ACAAACUGCAACGAACAAAACACCAGUCGGAGUUGAGAUUGGCAAAGGCAGAUAGCUAUCUCUAGAUAUGGAGGCUGCUUUCAUCUCCUUGCUGAUCAACAAGCUCGCCCAAGUCGCAUUCAACCAAGCGCAGAGCAGAUGCUCUCAGAUACUGCUGCAGCACACAACUCCACCGUUAGAUCAGAUUCACGCGAGAGUGAGACGAAUCACCGACGAGUUCAUAGUGAUGAAGGCUUUCCUCGAAGGUUCUAAUUGGUUCACUAUUGCUGCUACUAACAAACCACUCGAGGCUUGGAUCGAACAGGUGAGGAAGGUCGCCUUCGAGAUAGAAGACAUCAUCGAUGAAUACCUUUAUCUGGUUGGAAGACAACGGGAAAGGACAUGGAAGAAUUGUCUCAUGGCACCAUCAGACCUUUGUUUCAAUCUUGCUAAGGCUUGGCGUGGUAUUGAUUCUCGGUUAGAAAAGAUGGAGAAAGAUCUUUCUGAACUUUCAAGCAGGAGAGAUCGAUUUGGUAUAACAAUAAGUGGCAAUGAGGAUGGAGUGAAGAAUUCAGAAAGAGACACCCAUCAUUAUCGGGCUUAUUCACCCAUGUUAAAUGAUGAAGAUGAUUUAGUGGGGAUAGAAGUGAACAAAUCUAAGUUGCUUUCGUGGUUGACUAAUGCUGAUACUUGCAGGAAGAUGACAGCAAUUGCGGUGUGGGGAAUGGGUGGCCAUGGGAAAACUACACUCGUUGCAAAUGUCUAUCGCAAUAAUACCGUGAAGAGUCACUUUGAUUGUCAGGUAUGGGUUACAGUCUCACAAACUUAUAGUGUACUGGAAGAACUCCUAAGAAUAAUGAUCAAGGAAAUCUUCAAGGGAAAAGAGGAUCUUGUCCCAAAUGGUAUCACUACCAUGCAACGAUUAGAGUUAUUUGACAUCAUCAAAGAAAGUUUGCAACUAAAGAGAUAUAUAAUUGUGUUAGAUGAUGUUUGGCAUGUAGACUUGUGUAAUCAUAUUAGUCGUGCUUUUAUUGAUAGCAACAAUGGAAGUAGACUAAUUAUUACCACUAGAAUGCAUGAAGUAGCAAGGAUAGCAAGUGAUGAACAUAUCAUGAAGCUGCAACAACUUAAUGAGAAAGAUGCAUGGACUUUGUUUUGCAAGAAGGCAUUUCGAAGAGAGAACAAUAAAGAUUGUCCAAAAGAGCUUGAGGAUUACAUCGGUAGGAUUUUGAACAAAUGUCAAGGCUCACCAUUAGCUAUUGUAGCAAUUGGCAGUUUAUUAUCAUUCAAGGAAAAGAGUCAAACUGAAUGGAAGAAAGUCUAUGAUAACCUUCAAUGGGAGUUUGAAAACAACCCUGCGCUAGAUAAAGUGAAGAGUAUUCUCAACCUGAGCUUCAAUGAUUUGCCUUACUAUUUAAAGAAUUGUUUUGUAUAUUGUAGCAUCUUCCCUGAAGAUUAUCUAAUAAACCGGAAGAAACUAAUCCGAUUGUGGGUAGCUGAAGGAUUUGUGGAGGCAAAGAGCAAAAACAGAUCAAUGGAAGAGGAGGCUGAAGGCUAUCUUGCUGAACUUGUGGAUCGGUCCAUGCUUCAGGUGGUUAACAGAAAUGCAUUUGGGAGACUUCAGACUUUCAAAUUGCAUGACGUUGUAAGAGAGGUAACACUAGCAAUUGUGAGUAUAAUCCAGACAUGUUAUUUAGCUACGUAUUUUUUCUUUCUUUACAUUAGCAGUGAUAAACUUUCCUACAUCCCAGUAAAGGAGAACGGCGGAGUGUCAUUUCCCUAUCCGAUGCUAAGUCCUCACAAUUAUACUGUGUGGGCAAUAAAGACAGAGGCGAUCCUUGAUGCCCAGGGAGUCUGGGAGGCGGUGGAGCCAGCGGAAGGAGCCCAGGUGGAUGCAAAGAAGGACAAAAAGGCACGCGCAUACAUCUUGCAGUGUGUCCCCGAAGACAUCCUUCUCCAAAUUGCAACAAAGAAGACGGCGAAAGAUGUCUGGGACAGCCUGAAGACGAGAUAUCUUGGUAGUGAUCGGGUGAAGAAGGCACGUGUACAAACGUUGAAGAGCGAGUUUGACGCCCUCCGGAUGAAAGAGACCGAGACGAUUGAUGAGUUUGCUGGCAAACUCAGCGCCCUAAGCAGCAAAUUCUCCACCCUUGGAGCCACACUUGAAGAUUCCUCGUUGGUAAAAAAAUUGCUCGAUUCUGUCCCUGAUAAAUUCUUCCCUAUUGUUGCCGGCAUUGAGCAGUUCUACGACCUUGAGUCUAUACCAUUUGAGGAGGCUAUAGGGCGACUGAAGGCGUACGAAGAACGAACGCUACGACUAUGCAGCAACACCAACGGCACUGAAGGUGAGCUCCUAUUAACUCAUGCCGAAUGGCAAAUGCGACAGAAGGGGAGCAACGUGGACACUUCGUCAGGAGGAAAGGGGCGUGGAUCCAGCAGCCCUAGUCGUGGCAAAUGGCGCAGUCGUGGCCGUGGUACGCCGAGCCAAGAUAGUGCAGGAGGCACUAGCGGCAACAACAGUGGCACUCGUGGCAAGAGACACAUAAAAUGCUUCAAUUGUGAGAAAAUGGGGCAUUAUGCGUCUGAAUGCUACAGCAAGCGUCGUGGAGAUGAGGCUCACCUCACUUGCGCCACGGAUGAAGAGCCAGCACUAAUGAUGACCAUGUUCCACGAAGAAUCUCAGCGGCAGGAUACCAUUCUGCUCAGUAAAGAGAUGUUGCUACCGGAGGUGUACCGGGGCGUCAAGAAAGGUGAAGACAAAGACGUUUGGUACCUUGACAAUGGUGCCAGCAACCACAUGACUGGUCAUCAAGCUGAGAAUGAAGUGCAUAUGAAAGGAGAUACCAUGAAGGUGAUUGAUAGGAACGGGAAGCUCUUGAUGCUGAUAAAGAGAACACAAAAUCGCUUGUACAAGAUAACCUUGAAGAUAUUCAAGCAAGCGUGUCUCCUAGCAAGACAAGAAGACCCAACCUGGCUAGGACACAUGCAAGGCCGCGAACCGGUAGUGCGCGGGGCACUGUCCAUGUGCAAGUCUGCAAGAGGCAGACUUGGCAUACAUCCAAGUCGGGCAUGCGCACAAGGCAUGCUAAGCAGAGCGGCAGUGCAGGGCUGCCCAAGCCCAAGUCUUACAGGAGGAAGACUUGGCAAACCAACAAGUAUGGCAUGGGCGCAAGCUAUACCAAGCAGAGGAUUGGCAAUGCGCUGGGCACGUUCCAAGCCCAAGUUUGCAGGAGGCAGACUUGGCAGCAAAGCGGGUGUGGCAGGUAUGCAACAUAUGCCAAGCAGCAAAGGCGGACAGAUGGACUUGUCCGUUGUGCGAGCAGAUGGACUUGCUCGUGUUGCCGAAGGAGCAGACAGACGAGACUUGUUUGUGGCAACGAAUGUGCGGGCAGACGGACUUGCCCGUGUCACAAAGAGAACGAACAGACGAGACUUGUUCGUGGUGCCGAAGAGAUCGAGCCAUGGGCCGAGCACUUGGUGUGCAAGCAGACUUUGGCGCAGAGCCAAAGAAACAGAGCCAUGGAUAACGCAGACAGAUGGACUUGUUCGUGGUACGGACAAAUGGACUGCCCGUGGUGCCAAAGAUGGACAUAUUGUGGUUGAGUUCGUUAAUACCGGAGAACAACGAGCCGAUGUAAUAACUAAAGCAUUGUCAGAAGUGAAGCCGCCAUGCGACAACUACUCGGCUUUCUAUUUUGUCCUAUUCUUCUUGUUUUGUUCUUGGGUGUUGUGUGCUAUCGUAUCCUAUUCUAGGCCAACAGCAAUAUCUAGAAAGGCAAAAUUUAGCAUGAUUCUUGAUGGUUCACAAUCAGGUUUGGACUUUCAAACUCGCCGCCUUUCCAUCCAAACAAAUGAUGAAUCCCUUGAUUUAGAUAGGAGCCUGAGCCUUUCACAACUUCGCUCUUUGGUUAUGUUAUCAACUUGCUAUUCUAGUUCAGAUCCCCUAAGAGCAGUCUUAACUAGUUUAAAAAUGUUGAGGGUGUUGGAGCUGGAAGGAACUCCAAUCUCCAACUUACCAAAUGAAAUUUCAGCCUUGUUUAACCUUCACUAUUUGGGUUUGAGGGGUACAAAAGUGGAAAAACUUCCCAACAAUAUCCAAAAGCUCCAGAGUUUGGAAACACUUGACCUCCGUGGUUCCAAUAUAGUGAAGCUCCCACGUGGUGUGACACAAUUGAAGCAACUUCGUCACCUAUUUAUGUUUGCACGUGAAAUUGAAUUUGGGGGAUCAACUGUAGUUGGAUGUGUUCCAACUCUCAAAGGGGCACGGCAGUGGAAGAACCUACAAACCCUCAGACAAGUUAAAUCAAACAAGAGCCUUGUACAACAAUUGGAAGACAUGAAAGAGCUCCGAACAUUGGCAGUUGUAUCGGUGGAAUAUGCCCAUUGUCCUCAGCUUUGCACCUCAUUGACUAAGCUGACUAAACUUCAUAGUUUAUGCUUGUCUGCAAGGAGUGAAGAACAGCUCAACUUUGAAAUAUUAAUUUCUCCACCUCCUCCACUUCAGAAGUUGACAUUGUCGGGUAGAUUAUUUGAAGGGAAAAUGCCUAAAUUUAUUUGCUCUUGUGAAGAACUUACAUAUGUGCAACUGAUGUCGUCACAUUUAAUCGAAGAUCCACUUCCUUCACUCGGACAAUUGCAUAAACUAGUGGAGUUAACAUUGUGGGAAGAUUCAUAUGACGGACAAAAACUGCACUUUAGAACAGGUUGGUUCCUUAAUCUUAAGGUACUUUACUUGGAGACUUUGAGGAACUUAAAUAACAUUGUGAUAGAGGAAGGUGCCAUGCCAAAUUUACUUAAGCUAAUAAUGAGUAGUCUUGGAGAAUUAAGAAUGAUCCCUCCUGGUAUCGAGUUUCUCACCAAUCUCCAAAGUCUCGAACUCUGUGACCUGCCUGAGGAGCUAGUGGAAAAAUUAAGAAAUGACGAUGACAACGAAAUCCUACAAAGAAUUAGAGGUACUCGAAAUGUUGUUGUUGAUUCAAUAAGCAAUUAAAAUAUGUUUUUUAUAUUUGUUUAUGUAUAAAAUAGCCCUAAAGGGAAUCAGCCAGAAUUUGAAAGAAAAUAUUUACAGAGUCUUGUACUAUGUAUAUAUUUUGUAAUAUUAUAAAGUCAAUAAUUGAAUUA